AUUUGUUACCUUCUCUUAUCAACAUUACAGUACAUUUAAAAAGUUGUUUUACGUGUAUAUUUAUUGCAGCGCAAUAUUUAUUUACAACAAAUGAUUAAACUGCAAUUUAUCUUGAUAGGCAAUAUUAAUAAUAGAAAAUAUCGAUGAUAGAACAUCAUUAUAUUUGGAUAUACACUUUUUUAUUACACCAGUGGCGGAGGUGUUAAGAAGCCAACUUCCCCUAAUUUUCGUCACUGGAAAAAUUCAAAUUUUUAGAUAUUUACUUUUUACUCUUAGUACCUAUCUAAAGUGACUUGUUUCUUCAACAAAAUAUUUGUUAAUUAGCCAUACCUCUAAUCUAAGUAAUAGAGCUUUUUAACACCUUGUAUAAACGAGUAGAAUAAAUUAUUCCAUCCAAGUUAUUUGAAUAAAUAUUCACUAUCAUUCAAAUUUGCCUAUAACACCUAUGCAUAAAUAAUCUAAAAAAAUUAUCAGCACACGAUUAUGCUUAUCGAUACCGUUAAUUUUGUAACAUUUACCACAGUACUUUCAGUAUUAACACAAGCCGUAUUCUUGCAACUACUAAAAACCCCCAUAAUCACACUCCUAAUAAUCAGUUUUCCUAGUUUAUCAUUCCCCAAAGACACGCGCUACUGCAUAAAACUCGCGAAAAUCAAUACAUCACUCCCAAUUUAACAAACAACUUUGCCAAACAUAUUUUUAUCGCAUUCCUUCCCAGUUUUAUGGGCGUCGCCCUAAUAGCGCAUUUAACUAACUAUAACCCCAUCGAAUUUGACCCGAACACAUUUGAACUCUCUGCCCACGUCUAAUCAUGGCUGUUUUUAAGGAACAUGGACAGUUCCAAUGCGGAACCAGAGCUGUCGAGCUUCGAUAGCGAAGUGGACGAGAAGCAGGAAAAAAAGAAAAUGAACAUGAAAACCGUCGCGACGAUUUUCGCCAAACGAGCGGCCUUAUUCUACCUGGGAUACCUGAUAUGUUAUUUCAGCUUCUCCGUAACGCUGCCUUUAAUAGCUAUUUGUACUUUGGUGUGGUUCGAGAUGCAAAAUGCGAAUAAACACAACAAAAUAUCGAGCAAAUCGAAGGCGAGUUCGUUAACGAAGAGGGACUUGUUGAAAGUGGUGGAUGAACUACCAUCUUGGGUGACUUUUCCGGACAGGGAACGAGCUGAAUGGCUAAACGAGAUUAUCGCUCAAUUAUGGCCCAGCCUAUGCAUUUACAUAGUGAAACUGUGCAGGACGAAGUUGCAGGCGAAAAUUAAGAAAAAAUUCGAAGGUUUCGGAUUUGGUGAUAUCGAUUUCGGGAAAAAACCUCCGAAAAUCGAUGGCGUUAAAGUUUACAACAGGACCAUUACUAAAGAUUCGAUUAUCAUCGAUUUCGAUAUUUACUACGACGGUGAUUGUAAAAUCGAUUUCUCGGUGUCCGGAACGCAAAUCGGGUGCAUAAAGGACUUCCAAUUAGGAGCAGAAUUGAGAUUGGUUCUCAAGCCGCUGAUGAUUAAAACACCGAUUAUCGGGGGCAUACAGCUCUUCUUCCUCAACACCCCCGACAUAAAUUUCGAAUUGGAAGGUAUCUCGGGAAUCCCCGGAUUCAGCUAUUUCAUUCGGCAAAAAAUCGAGGAGAGGAUCAAGAAGAAACUGGUGUUUCCCAAUAAGAUUACCAAGAGGUUCUCGAAAUCCGUAGAGGCUGUGGAAUUGAAGGCUUUAGAACCAGCUGGCGUUCUUAGGGUUCACGUAUUUGAAGCUAAAGAUUUAGAACGAAAGGAUGUCACCGGAAAAUCCGAUCCUUACGUGGUACUAACAGUGGGAGCCCAAGAAUGCAAAACUCCUGUUAUUAAAAGGGAGCUCAAUCCAAAAUGGGAUUACUGGUGUGAAUUCGUGAUUUUGGAUCCUUUGGGGCAACAUUUGCAUUUUAAAAUGUUCGAUCAAGACGAUUUAAACGAGGACGAUUUUAUGGGGAGUGGUAUUGUAGAAAUCCACAACGUUAUAAAAGACGGGGAAAACGAUAAAUGGUUCAACUUAGACAACGCUAAACACGGCAAGAUUCAUUUCAGGUUCUUCUGGCUCGGCCUAUCACCUGACGUAGAUGCCUUAAAUGCGGCAUCGCAAGAAACGAAGUUACUAAAAGUAGCGAAUAUUAGUACAGCACUUCUCACCAUCUACCUGGACACAGCGCAAAAUUUACAAAGGGUGAAAUCUAAAAAGCCGGAUCCCUAUGCGGUGCUGACGGUGGGCAAGCUGCAGCAAAAGAGCAAGGUGAAGAAGCACACGUGCGACCCGAUGUGGGAGCAGGGCUUCUCCAUGCUGGUGGCGGAUCCGGAGAACGAUUCCCUCAAUCUUUCCAUUCUGGAUAAGGGCAGCGACGCGAAAUUGGGGCACUUGAAUUACCCGUUGAAAGAUUUGUUCGAAACGAUCGAUUUGCAAAUCAGUAAAGAGGAAUUCUCGCUGGGGAAUCCCACGGAAAAGAUUUACCUUUCGCUGCAAUUAAGGAUUUUGACGAAUGAUAAUUUCGAAAUUGACGAUAGUGAGACUGAAUCUGACAACGAACCGGCGGAUAAUCUAUCCAGGCAUCAGUCUACAAGGUCUUCUUCUUCACGAUUCCAUAGACAAAUAUCUACCUCAAGCAGCGCGAGCCACACUCCGCCGAAAUCUCCUUCCACGCCCACGAAAAGUGCCCCCACGCCGGACCUAGAAAAUGAGGUACCCGCGAGGAAAUCGUCAGUCCGCUCGAAUAAUUCAGCGCCAGUAAGAAGCCCUAGUUUCAAAGAAAAAACCGAACUGGGCCAGAUGGAAGUAACCUUACACUACAGCGCCCCCAGGCAAAAAUUAAUAGUAACCGUCCACAGGCUUUCGAAUAUACCCUUAAGAGACCCGAAUAACAUACCGGAUCCUUACGUGAAACUCAAGCUAACAGCCCCAGGUGCUAAUAAAAUUAAAAACAAAACAAAAUGCGACGGAAAAUAUAGCGAGAUGAUGAGUUUGUAUCGGUUAGCAACGAAAAUACCGGUGUUGUGGUCGUGGUUGAGGAUGCCACAGCAACAGGUUAUUAUGGAUAAUUGCGAUCCGGUGUUCGAAGAAACUUUCGAGUACCUCGUCUCCAAUUCCGAUCUUCCGAACAACAAGCUGGUUUUGACGGUGAAGAGCAAGAAGAUGUUCCAUUCGUAUAUCGUAGGACAAGUAAUUAUAAAUUUGAAGUACUUCGAACGGAUCAACGAACCCUACCGCGAAUGGUACGAUCUAGCGCAAGCCGAAGAUUCCGACUAG
Phyllotreta striolata is the source of this 3260-nucleotide messenger RNA. Lineage: Eukaryota; Metazoa; Arthropoda; Insecta; Coleoptera; Chrysomelidae. The record is from the annotation of a GenBank genome assembly.